AUGGCGCCAUUCAACCUCCUGGUCAGGAGAGCUCUGACACAAAGCCAAAAACUGACGUACUUGAUAGCCUGACACAGGCUUUUAUUUCUUCUGAGAAGAAAUCUCCAGCUAUUGCUUCAAAAAUUGCUGAUCUGAUAGACAGCGUUUUGUCCGGAAACGGCGAAAGAACGCGGAGAGAAAUAUCUUCCUCCGGAAAACUGUAACCGUGUGUGUACAGUGACAGUAAAUGAGGAAAUUUGGGAUCUACUUCCCAGGCGAGAUAGAAUUGUUGAUCUCGCACUUCAACGAGUACAAGAUACCCUGAUUCAGGGGCUUUCCUCGCUUGCACUUUUAGCUGAUAAGUUAUCUAAAGGUGUUCAGAGCAAGUCACCUCUGAACACAACAGAAAUCUUGCAUCAUGUCAUGGACAGCCUUGUGCUUAUUACCCAAGCAAACUGGAGCUUGAAUAUGAAGAGACGCGAGUUGAUUAAACCUACUAUAGAAGCUCCAUUUACAAGGGUGUGUGAACCGGACAUAGCUACAACCACCAAGCUUUUUGGUGAUGAUUUACCUAAGCAAUUGAAAGACAUGACAGAAGUGAACCGAGCAGGGAAACAAUUGCAGAAGAAAGCCCCAGAGCAAAAACACCAUUACCAGAAACCAUAUGACCGCCCACGCUUCAACCCAAACAAAAGGUUCAAUAAUUAUAACAACAAGAAACCUUUUUUAGGGUACAGACGUGCGGCAUUUCAAUCGGGAAUGUCGCACAAGAAAAACAACCAAAAUAACAACUAACACAGGUGAGCUUACAUAAAGAUUUCUUCGCCAGUGGUUCGAAUGGAAAUAGCCAGACACUGGCUUUUGUUGCGGGUCAAGUAAAAAAUUAUUUACCUCACUGGGAAUAUAUUACACAAGACCCUGUGAUCUUAAGUGCAAUUCAGCACUAUAGCAUUGAGUUUGAGGAGAAGCCUCCAUUACAAACUCUGCUUCCUAAAUAUAAUUUUUUUUUUCCUUAUCAGAUAGAGAGGUUGUUAACAAUGAAAUUGUCAAACUUCUCCAUAAAGGAGUUAUAGAGGAAGCUGAUAAUACCCAAGAUAGCUAUCUCUCUAAUGUGUCUGUGCGCCCCAAAAAGGAUGGCACACACAGAAUGAUCUUAGAUCUUAAAUCCUUAAAUGAAUUUGUAGCAUACCACCAUUUUAAAAUGGAUACUUUUCAAACAGCUAUAAAACUCAUUCGGCCAGGAUGCUUUAUGGCCUCUGUCGACUUAAGAGAUGCUUACUAUUCUAUCCCUGUUGCCACUGAGGAUAGAAAAUAUUUAAUGUUUGAGUGGCAAGGUUCAUAUUUUCAGUUUACUUGCCUACCCAAUGGGCUCUCAUGUGCCCUAAGACUUUUUACUAAAGUCCUCAAACCAGUUUAUACCCAUCUUAGAAUGUUAGGUCAUACAUGUAUGGGACAUAUUGAUGACUCAUUACUUGUUGCCCGGUAUUAUAAUGAUUGUGCAAGCAAUAUUAAUGACACAAUAGACUUAUUUAACAAACUUGGGUUUGUUGUGCACCCAGAAAAAUCUGUUUUGAAACCUACUCAAGAAAUAGAGUUCCUUGGGUUUAUAAUUAUCUUACCACGUCAGUAAGACUAUCAGCAUCAAAAUCAACCAAAGUUCAGACUGCUUGCCAGAACCUGUUAGACAGCAAGCACAUCACCAUAUGGGAUAUGGCCCAUGUUAUAGGCCUGCUAGUGUCUAGCCUCCAUGCAGUACAAUUCGGGUAACUUUAUUACAGGAUAACGCCCUUAGACAGAACAAAGAUGACUUUAAUGCUACAAUGACCUUGUCUAGUGGCUCAAAGUCAGAGUUAUUGUGGUGGAUAAAGAAACUCUUCACCAUUCACAUAGGUCUCUUGUUAUUAGUAAACCUGACCUUGUCCUAACAACAGAUGCCUCACUCUUAGGGUGGGAAGUGGUGUUCGAUAAGCAGGAAACUGGUGGACAAUGGAGCUCAGUAGAAAACAAAUUUCAUAUUAACUACUUAGAAAUGAAGGCAAUCUUACUAGGGUUACAAUCCCUAUGUAAUAAUGCUCAUGAUACCCAUAUCUGUGUCCAGUCAGAUAAUACAAGAUAUUAUGUUGCAUGGCGACCUGAUCCUGGGGCUAAAUUUACAGAUGCAUUUUGUGUUAAUAGGGAACCUUAUUUUUUCUACGGUUUUCCACCUUUUAGCUUGAUCUCCCAAUGCCUGAAGAAAGUUCUAAUAGUGCCCUAUACUCCCGUUGGAGUUCUAAUAGUGCCCUAUUGGACAAUACAGGCAUGGUUCACAAUUCUGAUUAAUCUUUUGAUAGAAAAUCCAGUGGUUCUUCCACAGUCAGACAAUCUGUUACUAUUACCUCAAACAGGGGCACAACACCCUCUUCGGAGAAAAAUUAGACUUAUGGCAUGCAAGCUAUCAGGACAAGUCUCUUGCAGAGACAUGUUUCUGGCAAGGCAGCCAAAAUCAUCAUCGAUUCCUGGGCAGCUACCUCCCUUAAACAAUACCAACCUUACCUCCAGACCUGGCUCAAACUGUAUCGUGAAUGGGAGAUUAAUCCCUAUGAUCCACCUUUAACGAAAGUGCUUGAUUUCCUUACAUCCUUGUUGGAAAGAGGCCUAAAAUGUGAUGCAAUUAACACAGCAAAGUCAGCGGUAUCAGCUAUCACACAACCUAAGAAUAGUCUUACUCUUGGAAACCAACCUUUUAUCUCGCGGUUUAUGAAAGGGGUAUUCAGGACCAGACCUCCUGUUCCUCGAUACGAGUCCACUUGGGAUGUUCAAGUGGUGUUAUCUCAUCUGUCUUCCUUGGCUUUACCGAAUGAACUGGAUCUUAAAUCUCUUACUCAUAAACUUGUCAUGUUGGUGGCAAUUGUAUCAGCACAGAGAACUCAAAGUAUACAUUUACUUGACUUGCAUUUUAUGAAAGAGAGUACUGAUCAGAUUGAGUUUGUUUUCCAACACACGUUAAACAAAGCCGACCUGAUUAUAAAGUUCCAUCGGUUAUCCUCAAGGCCUACCCGUCAGAUCCAAGAUUAUGCAUUGUCACACACUUGAAUGCAUAUAAGGAGAAAACAAAGUCGCUGCGAGGGGUUGAUAGCAAAUUGUUUUUUAGCUAUGUCAAGCCUCACAAGGCAGUCUCGAAAGAUACCAUAUCUCGAUGGAUUCGCACAGUUAUGAUGAACGCUGGACUUGAUGUCACAAUAUUCAAGCCACACAGCACUAGGUCUGCAGCAACAUCCAAAGCAACACAAGCAUGUGUUCCUAUACAGGAUAUAUUGAAGCAGGCUGGUUGGUCCAAUCAUCGUAAGUUUGAUAGGUUUUAUAACAAACCAGUUAGAAAGGAAUCUUCCUUUGCAGAGUCUGUCCUCAAGGUUGACUGA
This is a messenger RNA of Paramuricea clavata, 3377 nucleotides long. The record is from the annotation of a GenBank genome assembly. NCBI's taxonomy places the organism in Eukaryota, Metazoa, Cnidaria, Anthozoa, Malacalcyonacea, Plexauridae.